Molecule: messenger RNA, 2969 nt
Organism: Sphaerodactylus townsendi
Lineage: Eukaryota; Metazoa; Chordata; Lepidosauria; Squamata; Sphaerodactylidae
Product: phospholipase A2-like
Exons: 4
Coding region: 478-1023 (181 amino acids)
Biological process (GO): arachidonate secretion; phospholipid metabolic process; lipid catabolic process
Molecular function (GO): phospholipid binding; calcium ion binding
Source: RefSeq, a predicted model, not a curated record
GCUCAGAAUUGACCAAGUUUACAUAAGUUAGAAUGGAACAGGCAGACCUUAAACUUCAGAAGUGAAACUGCUUGGAGGGGUCAUUUGGGGACUCAAAGAAAACAGCUUAGGAAAGGAGCUCCAGCUCAGUGGCUUUGCUAUCUAAACCUGUCCAAGAGACCGUGCCAGUCUAAUUCCUCUCAAGCAGCCCCUCCCAAAAAGACGACAUGCAAGCAGAGGCACUCUGAGCCCCACUGGCAGAACAAAGCAAAGCAUCUUUACAGAAUUAAAGCACUUCCUUGGGCUCUGAAUGUAAGUUUCAGCUCCAAAAGAAGUAUCUUACCUUUAGUCCAAGGGAUAUAUAUUUAGUCCUAGAGAUGUAUAUUUAACGCCGAGGGUAAACUGUGGAAUAGCAGGCCUAGGAAGAUUGUUUAUAUACACCCACACCUGUGGCUCAGUUUGACAGCAGAUCGACAGGGCGAACAGAGAGAGCAGGCUAUGAGUGUGCCAGAGAGAGGGUGGGCAUCACACCGAGUUGACCUCCCGAUGGAGCCCUGGCUGGUGAUGCUGCUCUUUUUACAGACAGUUUGGAAUGGCGUUCUAGGGAAAACUCAUUCUUUGCACAAAAGAGGACUCCUUGAGUUAUCGGGAACUAUAAGAUGUGGCACUGGACGAACUCCACUGGCAUAUCUAGGUUAUGGAUGCUACUGUGGCAUUGGAGGACAUGGCUGGCCCAAGGAUAAAUCAGACUGGUGUUGUCAUCGGCAUGACUGCUGCUAUGGUUUUGCAGAAGAACAAGGAUGUAACCCCAAGUCAACUAGGUACACAUGGAGCUGCAGGCGCAAUACUGUGGUAUGUGAUACAGUGCUAGACAGAUGUCAACAAAUAGUGUGCCAGUGUGACAGAGAAGCAGCUGAAUGUUGGCGAUCUGCGACUUUUAACCGGCGCUAUAUCCUCUGGCCAAAUUUUUUAUGUGGCCAUACUAAUCCCAUGUGCACUUAUUAUGAUAACGGAAAGAGACGUAAAAAGAUUUUUUUUAAUUAACUUUUUCCUGUGUCUUUGGACUUUGCACUCUCCAAUAAUUGAUAUACGAUUUAAGAUAACAGCUGAAGAUACAGUCUUCUGAAGAGUUUCAGCGGGGUCCCAGACCUUGAAAAUUACAUGUUAUAUACAUUAUGGAAGUGUUUCAAAAUGUAUCAAAAUCUCUUUUAUGAAGUGGCCUCUGUUUUCAGUUUACAUAACUAUUGUGCACUUGGUUGGUCACGUUUAUUCCUGUCCAUAUAUCAUUUGUACACAAACAAUAAUUCAGUGUACUUUUUGAAAAAGUAACUUUUGCUUUGCAGUAUGCUAUCAUGAAACAGUUCUCUGUUUAUACUGGGGGGAAAAAGGGAAGGAACAGAGAUACACUCCAUAGUCAUAUGAGUUGGCUCUUACUGCAUUAUGUCAAGACCGGCCAUGGGUCUGCAACCUGCUGCUCUCCAGAUGUUCGUGGACUACAAAUCCCAUCGGCCCCUGUCAGCAUGGCCAAUUGGCCAUGCUGGCAGGGGCUGAUGAGAUUUGUAGUCCACGAACAUCUGGAGAACCGCAGGUUGAAGACCCCUAAACUAACUUGCUUUGGUGGAUACUUUGCGUGUUAUGAAUUCCUUACUCCAAGAGGAUGUUUUCACAUAUGUAAAUAGGCUAUCUCAAAGCUAGGUUGCUAUUCUACCAGACCACAUGACUGACAGUCACGGGUCCCAGAUCAUCAUUUCCAUUUUGCAGCAAAUGCACACGCAUGGACAUGUGAGAAAAGUUGGCUGCUCUCAAAUACUUGUAGCACUAUAGGAAUCAUAUAGAAGUCCCUUAUUUAUGUGAGAUAUUGUUUUGAGGGACAAUAUUGUCCUUCUCUUGUGUUAUUUAUAUAGCAAAUUGUUAUAACCGGAGAAGACAUUCUUCAUAAACAUAAGAUGUUCCUGGAACACGUCUCUAUGCAGGAAACUGCUUGUUCUUUCUCCACAGUCUUCUUUCUUUCUUCUCCUCAAACAUGACUUCAUGUUAACACUCUGCUCUGAGAAACUUACCAGUGUUGUUAAAAAAAACAAAAGAAGUAGAGAAUAUGCAGUCUCCAUUCAAUGAUAGUGAUGUGGAGCAGGACGCAAAAAGGAGAGGGCAAAAUGAAUAGUAUCUUUCCCAAAUACCACCACCAGAGAGUCACUUUUGUUGUCUGAAUACUAGCUUAGAGCCGGAGAAGAUACCAUGAAGUUCAAUGGUACUUUUUUCUUCUCAAUAUACUAAUCAACAAUCAGUUCUUCUGUACUGAGAAUGCUUCCGCAAUCCACCUCAGCAAUUCUAUAAACAAUUCAUAUCUUCAUGUAUGAGAUCAUUCAUGUAAGUGAGGCCUGUCCUCAGAUAUCCAUGUAAAUUUGUAAUAUAUCUGACAGACUCUCAAAGAUCUGGCUGUACAUCCAUAGCUUCACAGGGGAACAAACCCUGCAACAUGCUGUUUUACUCAUUGCCUGAAUUUUGAUUCCAGCGCUUGCAAAACCCACAUGCCCUGCUCUGCUUCUCUUGCUCCACGCAAAACAGAUGCAAAUCCACCAGCUUACGGCUGAAAUGCUCACUGCGUACAAAUGAAUGCAAUUAAAUCGUGGAGGUCAGUUCUGUUGGGGAAAGUGCAGUUGCUGAAGUAGGUCACCUGGAGCAAAGUGUUUAACCUUUCUAGAGUUGGCGACUUUUCUGCUGCAGUUGAUCCCCUGAAAGCACUCCCCAUCCAUAGUGAUCCAGAUGCGUGUUUCUCAGGCCUGUAACAUGAAUGUAAACUUAUACUGGUUAGAACGUGUAUAGGAUUGCUUCUCUCUGCAAUGCAUCCCUUGUUAAGAACAUUCCAAAGGGCUCAAAUACAGUUUUUACCAUUGUAUGUGAAAACAGUCUGUGGCAGUGAGUGAGUAGCUAUUCUGUGUUGACAAAGACCAUUUUUUAAAAUAAAUAAAUAAAUGUCACUUCUUUAAAAA